AUGUCUAUCAAAGACCAGCUCGCCGAGUCUUAUCCUAUUGGAGAACCCGUGACACAACCUACCAAGCGUCGAAAAUGGUAUUCCCUCUUUGGCAACGAUGUCAGCCACGUACCAGUCGACGAAGGGUACUCGACAGGCUCAGACACCGCUUCCCUACACACUGACAGUAUGAGCAAUCAUCAUAAUGUCUUUGCUCCUCCUGAAGCUGUGGAUAUCUACAAGAUCGUGGAUGGUUUCGAAGGUGCCCACCGUUUCAAGCCUUCUGCGACUUGGGAAUCCCAGGAAGAGGAGAAGCUGCUUGAUUGGUUUAUCGCACUUCCGGCCUGUAUCAUGUUCUUUGCUCUCCAGCUGGACCGUGGCAACAUUGUCCAGGCUCUUUCAGACGGCAUGCUAAGUGAGCUCACGGUCGAGAGUCGAUUCUAUGUGCUACUGGCGCUAACUCUUCCAGAUGAUCUCGGUCUCACAACAAAUGACUACAACAAUGGAAUGACGAUAUUUUACUGUUCGUUCUUAUUCGCAGAGCUCCCGUCACAAGUCAUUGGCAAAAAACUUGGACCAGACGUCUGGGUCCCUAUCCAGAUGGUGCUAUGGAGUGUCGUAGCAAUGUCACAAGCCGCGCUUCAGGGAAGGACUAGCUUCUUUAUCUGCCGCUGGUUACUUGGGAUGCUUGAAGGAGGUAAUUAUAAAUCAACACAGGAUGUUGCUCUUGCCCUGCUGACUGGCAUACCUCUAGGCUUCAUCCCUGACACUAUUCUUUAUCUUUCAUAUUUUUACAAAAAUGUCGAGCUUCCCAAACGCCUCAGUUGGUUCUGGACAUCAUAUCAAGGCACGCAGAUUAUUGGUGCCUUUUUGGCAUACGGUAUUCUCCACCUCCGGGGCCAUAGUGGGCUCCACGAAGGAUGGAGAUAUCUGUUCGUGAUUGAGGGCUCAUUUACUGCGCUGAUCGGCAUAUUGACCUUCUUCUACUUACCGCCAUCCCCUACGCAGACUUCUAGAACAGGCUGGAAAGGAUUACUUCGUCCCAGGUCUGGGUGGUUCUCUGAACGCGAAGAGAUCAUCAUGGUCACACGAGUUCUUCGGGAUGAUCCUGGCAAGGCUACCAUGCACAAUCGUCAGGGCUUAACGAGCAGCCUGAUCUGGGAAGCUCUCACUGACUACCAUAUGUGGCCUAUCUAUCUCAUCGGCCUUUCCUGGGGUAUUCCUAAUGCACCUCCCCAAGCAUACAUCACACUCACGUGCAAGGCUCUUGGUUUCGAUACUUUCCAUACCAACCUUCUUACAAUCCCGGCAUACACCCUGUUCAUUGUACAGCUACUGUUCUGGACUUGGGUAUCAGAAAGGAUUAACCAGCGUGUUCUUCUCGGUGUUAUCGGCCAACUAUGGUCCUUACCACUUCUCGUUUCCCUCGUCGUUUUGCCUCCUAUCUUUCCAGGAUGGAAAUGGGCAAAAUGGACUCUGUCUACACUCCUUGUUGGCGCUCCCUACCCUCAUGCGAUUCUUGUGGCCUUGACGUCUCGCAAUGCCGGGUCUGUUCGCACUCGUACCGUUGGCUCUUCGCUCUAUAACAUGAGCGUCCAAAUGUCAAGCAUUAUAUCUUCACAGAUCUACCGCAAGAGCGACGCCCCAUACUAUUAUACUGGAAACAAAGCGCUGCUUGGAGUCUUGGGAUAUAACAUCCUGAUCUAUAUCUUUAUCAAGUUCUACUAUGUCAGGGAAAACAAUAAAAGAAAUAAGAUCUGGGAAGGCAUGAGCAGAGAGGAGAGAAUUAGUUAUCUCAAGACAACAACUGAUCAAGGAAACAAAAGGCUUGAUUUCAGGUUUGCUUCAUGA
Messenger RNA from Fusarium musae, 1830 nucleotides. RefSeq lists its product as uncharacterized. NCBI's taxonomy places the organism in Eukaryota, Fungi, Ascomycota, Sordariomycetes, Hypocreales, Nectriaceae. The transcript is spliced from 2 exons. Gene Ontology annotation, cellular component: membrane. Gene Ontology annotation, biological process: transmembrane transport. The record is from RefSeq and is a predicted model, not a curated record. Bases 1 to 1830 code for a protein of 609 amino acids. Gene Ontology annotation, molecular function: sulfate transmembrane transporter activity.